This is a messenger RNA of Daphnia carinata, 3391 nucleotides long. Its product is annotated as glutamate [NMDA] receptor subunit 1-like. Gene Ontology annotation, cellular component: neuron projection; NMDA selective glutamate receptor complex; synapse. Gene Ontology annotation, biological process: ionotropic glutamate receptor signaling pathway; chemical synaptic transmission; monoatomic ion transport. Gene Ontology annotation, molecular function: NMDA glutamate receptor activity. The record is from RefSeq and is a predicted model, not a curated record. The transcript has 14 exons. Bases 295 to 3270 code for a protein of 991 amino acids. Lineage: Eukaryota; Metazoa; Arthropoda; Branchiopoda; Diplostraca; Daphniidae.
CCUAGAACUGUGCUUUGGGAACUCUCACAACUACUUGCGUAUCGAUUGAGACAAACCGAAAGGGUAUUUAUUCAUUCGACCUGCGCACUAGGUCCCGUUGCAGUCUGUACCGAUAUAAUAUCCAUCUCAACAUCUCGAGAACUCUGCUGCAGCUGCCGUGUCUACGUACGUUGCAACUCGGAUGUCUUUCACGGCAAUAACAAUCUCCAAGUUGACUCUGUAUACGUCACCAUCCACUCGUCGAAUUCAAGACAGGACCGCCUCGCAGACAUAGGCCUUUCUGAUUGCUAUUAAAUGAUGGCGUCCGGCUGGGUCUGGCUGUGUUUGUUUCUGGGUGGCUGGACUAGUAACAACAGCAUGGCAGCCAAGAUAACCAACUUUACUAUCGGUGCCGUGCUGAAUGAUGACAGGCACGACACCCUUUUCCGUGAAGCUAUUACCGAACUUAACAGUGAUUUCACUCUGCUGCCAGUCAAUGCAACAUUACACAGCGCCUCCAUGCUACUAGAUCCCAAUCCUAUUCGAACAGCUUUAAAAAUGUGUAACUACCUGAUUGCCCAACAGGUGUACGCUGUAAUUGUCUCACAUCCAAUUAAGGGCGACCUCUCCCCUGCCACCAUUUCUUAUACCGGUGGAUUCUAUCAUAUUCCUAUUGUUGGAAUCAGUUCCAGAGACGCUGCCUUUUCCGAUAAAAAUAUUCAUGUUUCAUUCCUGAGGACGGUAGCGCCAUUCUUCCACCAGGCGGAUGUGUGGGCUGCCCUACUCCGCCACUUUCAUUUUUGGCAAGUCAUGGUUAUCCACAGCGCUGAUGUGGAUGGUUAUACGCUCCUAAACCGGCUACAGACUCAAUUCCAGAGCAACGAUGACGAUGGAGAACAACGCGAAAUAAAAUUUGAACUGACUAAAGAAUUCGUUCCGGAAUUAGAAGAUUUUACUAAAGAAUUGCAAGAGAUUAGUGAAGGUCAAUCAAGGGUAUACCUUGUCUACGCAAAUGCGGCAGAUGCAGCCGUGAUUUUUAGGGAUGCAGCCAAAUUCAAUUUGACGGGAGCCGGGCACAUUUGGUUAGUGACUGAACAGGCCCUAGACGUACCUGGCGUUCCUGUUGGGGCGUUAGGUCUCCAACAAAUGCACGCCUCAAAUGAAGCGGCGCACAUCCGUGACAGUUUGUAUUUAUUGUCUUCUGCUCUGAGGGAAAUGGAAGGCUCCGAAAGGGGUAUAACUGCGCCUCCGCAAGAUUGUAACAGUUCAGGGGCAGUCUGGGAGACAGGCAGGUUGUACUUCGAGUACAUCAAGAAACAGGUGCUGAAUGACGGAUUAACGGGCAAGAUUGCCUUUGACGAUAAUGGUGAUAGACUCUUCUCGGAAUACGACAUCGUCAACAUCAACCGUCCUCACACUAAAACAAAAGUUGGUCAAUUCUUUUAUUCAAAGUAUCAGAACGUGUUAAAGUUGAAUGUCAACGACAGCGAAAUUGUUUGGCCGGGUGGAUUACGCCAGAAACCAGAAGGAUUUAUAAUCCCUACUUUUCUGAAAGUGAUGACCAUUGUAGAGCAGCCAUUCGUUUAUGCACGUCGAAUCAACGAUCCUAGCGUUGAAACCUGCAACGAUGGAGAAGUGACUUGCCCUUGGUUCAACAACACGGCGGAAUCUUCAACCGAUCGCUUUUACUGUUGCCGAGGCUAUUGCAUCGAUCUACUUAAGGAACUGGCUAAAAAGAAUAAUUUUACUUACUCGUUAGCCUUGUCUCCUGACGGACAAUUCGGUAGUUUAUCUCCUAAGAACGGAACGGGCAAAAAGGAAUGGAACGGACUCAUUGGCGAGUUAGUUGAAGAUCGAGCUGAUAUGAUUGUUGCCCCGUUGACUAUUAAUCCGGAACGGGCGCAAGUGAUUGAAUUUAGUAAACCGUUUAAAUAUCAAGGCAUUACUAUCCUGGAGAAAAAGCAACCGAAAUCAUCGACGUUGGUGUCUUUCCUGCAACCGUUCAGAGAUACCUUAUGGAUUUUAGUGAUGGUUUCUGUCCAUGUCGUUGCAUUGGUUCUCUACCUACUCGAUCGAUUUUCACCUUUCGGUCGGUUUCGAUUGGCUAACGCUGAGAAUACUGAAGAGGAUGCUUUGAAUUUAUCGUCAGCCAUUUGGUUUGCUUGGGGCGUUCUUUUGAAUUCUGGAAUCGGUGAAGGUACUCCGCGAAGUUUUUCAGCCCGUGUGCUAGGAAUGGUUUGGGCCGGCUUCGCCAUGAUCAUCGUAGCAUCUUACACUGCCAAUUUAGCCGCUUUUCUCGUGUUGGAUCGGCCUAAAACUAGUUUAUCCGGAAUCAACGAUCCUCGGUUGAGGAACCCAAUGGAAAAUUUCACUUAUGCAACGGUCCGAGGCUCGGCCGUCGACAUGUAUUUCCGGCGUCAGGUGGAACUAUCUAACAUGUACCGCACGAUGGAAGGCAACAACUAUCCGACAGCGGAGGAAGCAAUUGAAGCAGUGAAAGAAGGAAAAUUGAAGGCAUUUAUCUGGGACAGUUCCCGACUAGAAUUUGAAGCCGCCCAAGAUUGUGACCUGGUUACAGCUGGUGAAUUAUUUGGCCGCUCUGGUUACGGUAUUGGUCUCCGCAAAGGUUCUCCGUGGUCCGACGUCAUAACUCUGUCUGUGCUCGAUUUUCACGAAAGAGGUUUCAUGGAGGAUCUUGACGAACGCUGGAUUAAAUUAGGCAGCGGUCAACAAUGCGAGCAUGAUGAAAAGACUCCUGCAACUUUAGGACUUAAAAACAUGGCUGGAGUGUUUAUACUAGUGGCUGCUGGCAUCGUCUGUGGAGUAGGUCUCAUUUUUAUCGAAAUCAUGUACAAACGCCAUCAGAUUCGUCGCCAAAGGCGAAUGGAACUGGCCAGGCACGUUACGGAUAAAUGGCGCACAAUGGUUGAGAAACGCAAAAAUCUUCGAGCGGCACUUGAAAAUCAACGAUCGAGACUUAAGUCGAACGGGAAAGUGAACGAUUCUAUGGCUGUACAACCAACUAGACGAACUGUUGGCAACAAGAUGGCCGGCUCGAAUAUUAGAAUGGCUAAUAACACAGAAGAAAAUUUGUCCACUUUGAUGCCGGGCAAUAUGAUGGAAAUGCAGUCAGCACAGUAUCAUCCACCAGGUGGUGCUACAGGCUUAUUUCCAGCCAACCGCAGGAGCAAAUUGUCUAGGGGAACGAGCGUCGACAUGAUUGACCCUUUACAACAACAACCGGCGGUGGUGUGUGGUCGACCUGGUCUAUACGUCGAUUUUUCCGUUUGAUAUAAUACAUUGCGCAUUGUUAUUUAAGAAAUACAUUUUGGAUAUGCCCUACACCAGAUGCGACUGGUGUGUGUACGAUAUGAUUCAUUUUGCUUUCAGGUAUUGUCUACUAACUGAAAUA